Messenger RNA from Podospora pseudopauciseta, 4519 nucleotides. RefSeq names its product kinase-regulated stress-responsive transcription factor skn7 (gene SKN7). Bases 1546 to 3471 code for a protein of 641 amino acids. Gene Ontology annotation, molecular function: sequence-specific DNA binding; DNA-binding transcription factor activity; phosphorelay response regulator activity. Lineage: Eukaryota; Fungi; Ascomycota; Sordariomycetes; Sordariales; Podosporaceae. Gene Ontology annotation, biological process: phosphorelay signal transduction system; regulation of DNA-templated transcription. The transcript is spliced from 6 exons. The record is from RefSeq and is a predicted model, not a curated record.
GGGGCACUGGGUGACUGGGUGCGAAAGAUAAUGCGGUGAAUGCACACCUGGGGCUACAGGUGCUUCGCUGAUCAUCACCAUCCUCCGAUAUUGAACCUGCACCUACACUACACCACGGCUCCGCCCUGCUGCUGCAUUCCACCGGCCGUGGUCUUUCAUCGGUUGAUGAAAGGGAACAUCUUGCAUCUCACCGCAAGCAAGUGAAUCCAUAUCGGGGAUCUCCUUUUCGAGGGUCGCAGCUGAGGGCGUGACUGAAUGACGUCUCUCCUGACACCCCCGUCACAUCUGCUUCUGCUCCCCCCCCUCGGUCUUCACCCUCGCCGCCGGUAAAAGAGUGAGGUGCCAGUCUCUUGGCUCUCUCCGGCACCGCGAAAAGCGAAAGAUUUUGGAGAAUUCCCAUGUUUUUGAGAAUCGCCAAAUUUCCCAACCCCAAUCAUAGCGCCGUUAAAACCCCUUGCUACCCCGUUUUCGAACACACUCAAUCAGGCCUACGCUACGCAAGACCCUUUUUCCUUGUCGCUUGCUCCGCAAUCGCCCCCUGCAGUUGUGGUGUCUUUCCCACUGUCAGUCGAGGCUCCUAGUUAAAGCAACAUUUUUUUUUUUACUGAAUACAUCUGCACACACCGACGACGUGAGAGGUGGAAAGUGCGCGGGAUCCCUCUUUUUUUUGCUAUUGCCUUUAUACUCCCCACUCCUCCUUCUGGAACAAGCGGCCCAAGCAGUUGGACAAGCCAUCAGAACAUUACGUCGUGAGGAGACGGACGGCCCGCCGACUCGACCGCGUCCGGCCAACCUAUGAUACCGAAAGGACUGCGAACGAAAAGUGGGAACGAAACAAAAGAGAAAAAAACGAAAGGCGCCGGUCCGGACAACAGGGAAAUCCGCUGCAUUUCGCCCUUUUACGAUUGCCCCCCUCCCCAGCACCAAGGUUCCCCCAGUGGAGAAGGCCCGAGAGAGAGAAAGAAGACUGGAUCUUGGGAGCGUGUGUGCUCUUUCGGGGCGAGGUUGGACACUCGAACUCUCUCUUUUUUGGAUCCCUUGGAAUCUGGAUCAAUCUAUUCUACCUACCUUAUCCGUUAUUCCCAGUUUUGCGCAAUUGCUUGCUUGCUGGGCUUUUGCUUUUGGCAUAGGGGGUGGGCAUCUGUGUUUUAUUCCCUUAUACUGAUGCUACCAACUUACUUGCUAGCUACCUACAUACCUAAAGGUUCCAGGCCUUAUCGCAGCACACACCACACCCCCCCGUUGUUAUCGUGGGUGCCUGUGUGUGUGCGUGUGCGUGUGUGUGUUGUGUGUUAGGCGUGUGUAGCUGUGUGUGUUCGAGACCACUCUACGGAAUCGCGUCUCCUACCCAAUCCUCGAAAUCUCGGAAGGACGCUGUUACCUACAUCGCGAUCAUGCCGCCACCAGAUAGUGACUCGGGCGCUCCCGCCGCCGCCCAGCCUGGGAAUAACUCCAGCGACUUUGUGCGCAAACUCUAUAAGUAUGUAACCAAUGAACCUCUUCAAACCCGAGAUCCAGGACGAAAGCUUACGAUGACGUCGCAGAAUGCUCGAGGAUCCCUCUUACAACUCGGUAGUACGAUGGAGUCCCGAAGGCGACAGUUUUGUGGUGUUGGAGAAAUUCACGAAAACAAUCCUCCCCAAACAUUUCAAACACAGCAACUUUGCGAGUUUCGUGCGCCAACUAAACAAGUACGACUUCCACAAAGUUAGGCACAACGAAGAGAGUGGCGAGGCGCCAUAUGGCCGGGAUGCCUGGGAAUUCAAGCAUCCCGAGUUUCGGGCAGACAGAAAAGACCAACUGGACAACAUCCGGAGGAAAGCGCCGGCGCCCCGAAAACCACCUCCAACAGAAGAUGCGUUCCCAGCAUCGCAGCAGAUCGUGGUCCUUAGCGAAUCCCUGAAUGCCACCAAUGUUCAGAUACAAACCUUGCAAGAGCAGUACCUUGAACUCGAUCGCACGAACCGGCUGCUCGUCGCCGAGGUUCUGAGUUUGCAAAAGAUGCUCCGCGCCCAAAGCCAGGUGUCCAACGAGCUGAUAUCACACCUCAACAACAUGGAGGACAGACGGCGCAACAGCCGCCAUUCAGCCCAGUCUUCUCACUCGAGCCACUCCGGCACCAACUAUCACCAGGGAACCUUGGGACUGUUGCCAGACGGGACCGACGAGCCAGCUCCGGAACUGCGACGUGCGCGCGAGAUCCUUAACGGGGUAUCUCCCGACUCCCAGGCCGACCGCGAACUCGAAAGGUUGUCCAUGGCCUACCACCAAAACGGCUCCCCGGCCGAGAGCGCAGGUUCCUCCGUCAUGUUCACCCACGCCGGUCCCCAGACCUCGAUGAACGUUGUGCACGAUCCCUUCAGCGAUCCGAGACAUCUUGUGUAUCCUGUGGGCCAAACACAGGGUAUCGAUCCAUUCCACGCCGACCACAUCCACAAUAUCCCAUACAGCCGACCACUCAGUAACCCUAAUGUGAUGACCGAGGCGCCAUCGCAAAUCUCACCUCCACCGGGCAAGGAGCAAAACGGCUCACUGUGGAGAGGAAAGAAGCCGCAGAUUUUGUUGGUAGAGGACGACAAGACGUGCGCAAGGAUCGGGUCCAAGUUCCUGACGAAUAUGGAUUGUAGUGUCGAGACUGCUCGUGACGGCCUCGAGGCUGUCGAAAAGAUUAACACGGAUGCUGACCGGUUCGACCUCGUCUUUAUGGACAUCAUCAUGCCCAACCUUGACGGCGUUUCCGCCACGGCCAUGAUCCGGAUGGUGACGCCGCAAAUCCCCAUCAUCGCCAUGACAUCCAACAUUCGACAAGAAGAUAUCCAGACCUAUUUCCAGUUCGGAAUGAACGACGUCCUAGCCAAGCCCUUCACAAGAGAUGGCAUGGUCCGCAUCCUCAAAAAGCACCUCACCCGCAUGCUCAAAGACCCCCAAUCGGCCGGCGUGCUCAACGAUCCUAACGACCCCACCUCGGCCGGCAAUGGCGGAGGAGGGCAGCAAACCGCCGGCGGCCCGGGUCCCCCGACAGGCGGCUACGCCAACGCCAACAUGGCAGCCUCGAUGCAAGCUGCCAUCAACCAGGCUGCCCAGGUCCAGGUCAAGUACGAGCAGACGCCCAUACCGUCUCCUUCGACGACCGCGUCGUGGCACUCCCCCGGCACGACCAUGCAGCAGGUUCAACAGCAGCAGGUCCAGCAGCAGCAGCAGCAGCAUGCUAGCCCCCGGCUGGAUCAAGGCGGGUAUAUGAACGCUGUUGGGAGCGGGCAAGGGGUGGGUGGGAUGGUGCUGACCCCGGGGGGUUCGCAGAGGGGGCCGGGACAGCAGCAGCAGCAACAGUAUGCGGGGUACAUGCAGGCUGGGCCAGGGCCGGUGACGAGACUGCCCGAGAUGGGAGGGAUGGGAGGAGGUGCGGGGGAUGAUCGGCCGGAGAAGAGGCAGAGGUUGUAUGGCCCUGGUCAAGGGGGGUAUGUUGGGUAAAAGAUAAGGUGGUUCGGGAGGUUCGUCUAUCGGCGUUUGAUGCUGUCGUGAUGUGUCUUUUCGGUCCGUCGUGGCCUGCAUGUGAGUGUGUACUGUGAGGGUUAUCUAGAGAAUGGUUUUGGGGGAGGAUGGGGGGUGGGGCAGCUAAAUGUUUUCUUUUCUGUAUACAAGGCAACGGAUUAUUUUUUGGGUAUAUGGGUGGUCAACCACGGGGUCAAUGUGUAGUUUGGUUUGUUGAGGGUGUUAUAUAAGUCUCUCUUGAAACUAUUCAAGCUCAUAGGGUUUGGGCUAGGGGAGGAAACGAAAAUAUAAUUCAAAAAAGAGAGAAAGGUUUCGGAUGAGAGGAAACUGAGAAAUGAGCUGCUUGUUUGGAAAGCGAGAAAUGGUUUGUGUGUGUGUGAUUUGAAAAGUGUGAGAAUGAGGAAUACCUGUGUAUAUCAGCGCAAACAAGAAAUGGCAAACAAUCAAAGCAAAGAGGGGGGACGCUAAGAUAAAACAUGGUGGUAGUGUAGUAGUUAAAGGUAACGGGGGGGCGGAGUCUAGAACACAAUAAUAUAAGUCGAUCCUUCCUUACUUUACCUACUCCUACUGCCGGAAAGUUCCCCAACGGCGGGCGGAAGAGACGGAACAACAAAACAGGCCAUUACGAUGGAAUGGUCUGGACCAUCUCCCACUCGGAGGCCCCAUGAUUGCCGGCACACACAUACUACACACUGAGUGAGGUGAGUUGGUUGGUUUGUUGCUUUCUUUCUCUCCCGGUUGUUGGUAGUCGGCGGUAAUUUUUCCCAUCGAUAGUUUGAAAGCGGCUGGCUGGCUGAGACAGCCGCUAGGGAAGGGCCGACGGGCCUGAUGAUGCCAGAGAAACAAAAACUUUCCGCUGAUGAAAAAGGAUGGGAAUGUGAGGAAGCGGAGAAUGGGGAAUCUUUUGUUGCUGGCUGGGCGGUGAGGAGAAGGAGGAGGAGGAGGGAGGGUGUUUGCUUUCCCACGCGGGUGCGAGACAUUGCUUGCAUGAGAAGGGGGAGGUAGUGGUGGUGGUCUCCUCGCGUGC